CGGCGGCUCUUCCUUCCCGGACUUCAGCAACAGACGCCAGACAAAAUGAAUGAUCCAGCUAUCAAAAGAAUAGCAACUGAGAUUAUCAAAUCACCUGAGGAUAAACGAGAGUAUCGUGGGCUAGAACUUGCAAAUGGCAUCAAGGCAGUGCUUAUCAGUGACCCCACUACAGACAAGUCUUCAGCUGCACUUGACGUACACAUAGGGUCACUGUCAGAUCCACCUAAUAUUGCGGGAUUAAGUCACUUUUGUGAACAUAUGCUGUUCUUGGGAACAAAAAAGUACCCCAAAGAAAAUGAGUACAGCCAGUUUCUUAGUGAGCACGCAGGGAGUUCAAAUGCUUUUACCAGCGGAGAACACACCAACUAUUACUUUGAUGUGUCCCACGAACAUCUGGAAGGAGCCCUGGACAGGUUUGCACAGUUUUUCCUAUGCCCUCUCUUUGAUGAAAGCUGCAAAGACCGAGAAGUAAACGCUGUUGAUUCUGAGCAUGAGAAGAAUUUAAUGAAUGAUGCCUGGAGACUCUUUCAACUGGAGAAGGCUACUGGAAAUCCCAAUCACCCCUUCAGCAAAUUUGGAACAGGAAACAAGUUCACUUUGGAAACGAGACCAAACCAAGAAGGGGUAGAUGUCAGACAAGAGCUGUUGAAGUUUCACUCCACAUAUUAUUCGUCAAAUUUAAUGGCUGUCUGUGUUCUAGGACGAGAAUCGCUGGAUGAGUUGACCAACUUGAUAAUAAAGCUGUUCUCUGAAGUAGAAAACAAAAAUGUUCCAAUACCAGAAUUCCCUGAACAUCCCUUCCAGGAAGAACAUCUCCGGCAACUUUACAAAGUGGUGCCUAUUAAAGACAUCAGAAAUCUUUAUGUCACGUUUCCUAUACCAGACCUUCAGAAGUACUAUAAGUCAAACCCUGGACAUUAUCUCGGUCACCUUAUUGGACAUGAAGGUCCAGGAAGUCUUUUAUCGGAACUCAAAGCUAAAGGCUGGGUAACUACACUGGAUGGAGGACAAAAAGAAGGUGCUAGAGGUUUCAUGUUUUUCAUAAUUAACGUUGACCUCACUGAAGAAGGACUUCUACACGUGGAUGAUAUUAUUUUGCACAUGUUCCAGUAUAUACAGAAGUUGAGAACAGAAGGACCCCAAGAGUGGGUCUUUCAGGAAUGUAAGGAUCUAAAUGCUGUAGCCUUCCGAUUUAAAGAUAAGGAAAGACCCCGAGGUUACACAUCAAAACUUGCAGGGAUGCUGCACUACUAUCCUAUAGAAGAAGUUCUUGCUGCUGAAUAUUUACUAGAAGAUUUUAGGCCUGAUUUAAUUGAAAUGGUGCUGGAUAAACUGAGACCUGAAAAUGUCCGGGUUGCAGUAGUUUCUAAGUCUUUUGAAGGGAAAACCGAUAGAACGGAACAAUGGUACGGAACCCAAUACAAGCAAGAAGCUAUGACUGAUGAAGUCGUUAAGAAAUGGCAAAAUGCUGACCUUAAUGGGAAAUUCAAGCUCCCACUGAAGAAUGAAUUUAUUCCUACGAACUUUGAGAUUGUGCCACUAGAAAAGGAUGCACCACAGUGCCCUACUCUCAUUAAGGACACUGCUAUGAGCAAGUUGUGGUUCAAGCAAGAUGACAAAUUUUUCCUACCUAAAGCUUGUCUCAACUUUGAAUUUUUCAGUCGCUACCUUUAUGCUGACCCUCUCCAUUGCAACAUGACCUACCUGUUACUCAGGUUAUUGAAGGAUGAUUUAAAAGAGUAUACAUAUGCAGCACGCCUCUCAGGUUUGGCCUAUGCCAUUGCAUCAGGAAUGAAUGCAAUCCUUCUUUCUGUUAAAGGUUACAAUGACAAGCAGCAUAUUUUGCUAAAGAAGAUUAUUGAGAAAAUGGCCACCUUUGAGAUUGAUGAGAAAAGAUUUGAAAUUAUCAAGGAAGCGUACAUGCGAUCACUUAACAACUUUCGAGCUGAACAGCCACACCAGCAUGCCAUGUAUUACCUCCGACUGUUAAUGACAGAAGUUGCCUGGACCAAAGAUGAAUUAAAGGAAGCUUUAGAUGAUGUCACUCUUCCCCGCCUCAAGGCCUUUAUAUCUCAGCUGUUGUCACGGUUACACAUUGAAGCCCUUCUCCAUGGCAAUAUAACAAAACAGGCUGCAUUAGGAAUUAUGCAGAUGGUAGAAGACACUCUCAUUGAGCACGCUCAUACAAAGCCUCUGCUUCCCAGCCAGCUAGUGAGAUACAGAGAAGUACAGCUGCCCGACAGGGGUUGGUUUGUCUAUCAGCAGAGGAACGACGUUCAUAAUAAUUGCGGCAUAGAAAUAUAUUAUCAAACAGAUAUGCAAAGCACCUCGGAGAACAUGUUUCUGGAGCUCUUCUGUCAGAUUAUCUCAGAGCCUUGCUUCAACACCCUGCGCACUAAGGAACAGUUAGGUUACAUUGUGUUCAGUGGUCCACGCAGGGCAAAUGGUAUCCAGGGACUGCGAUUUAUCAUCCAGUCAGAAAAGCCCCCGCACUACUUGGAGAGCAGGGUUGAAGCUUUUUUAAAAACGAUGGAGAAGGGCCUAGAGGAAAUGUCGGAGGAAGCCUUCCAGAAGCACAUCCAGGCCCUAGCCAUUCGCCGCCUUGACAAACCAAAGAAGCUAUCUGCUGAGUGUGACAAAUACUGGGGGGAAAUAAUUUCCCAACAGUACAACUUUGACAGAGAUAACAUUGAAGUGGCGUACCUUAAAACUCUCACUAAGGAUGAUAUCAUGCACUUUUACAAGAGAAUGUUGGCUGUAGAUGCCUCAAGAAGACAUAAAGUAUCCGUACAUGUACUAGCAAGGGAAAUGGACUCCUGCCCAGUGGUGGGAGAAUUUCCAUGCCAAAAUGAUGUCAAUCUGGCACCAGCACCACCACUGCCACAGCCAGACGUGAUUCAAAAUAUGACAGAGUUCAAGCGCAGCCUUCCCCUCUUUCCUCUGGUGAAGCCACAUAUCAAUUUCAUGGCUGCAAAACUGUGAAGACUCUGGGGCGAAGAACUAGAAGUGGAUCAGUGCUUGUGUGACUUCAGUGGGUUUUGAAAUGAACAAACAUCUUCCGAGGACAAACAGUCCCUUCCAUUAUGAGGGUCUCUGAUUCCUUCUAGGUCCAUUCAACAUUAAUGGUGUGGUAGGGAUACAGCAAUUAGGCAAAUAGGCUGUAGACAUGCGUCGUUUUUAUUAUAGAGCCACUCUUGGAAAUCAGAAUCAAGUGGUAUAUUCAAAGGUCCUUGUAGGUGUGGUAUAUUUUACAAUAGUGUGUCCUUUUUAAAGGUUUUGUUUUGCAUAAUGGAAUAUGAAGAAGCUUUCGGAACAAACUGGCGUUACUUAAAAUGUUUUCCUUAUGAGAGGUAAUUAAGAUUAAGCCUUUGGGUAGAUGUUUUAUUCGAUGUGGAGGAACAAAACGUUAUUAAGAGGAACAUGUUGACCUUUUUGCAGGAAAGCUGUUGAAUGAUAUCGUCAAAAAAUUGAUUAUCAGUGAAACCAAACAUCUAGGUUUUGGGUAGAUCAGUGGAAACAAAAGAAUUUGGCAACAAAUGUGGCUAACAGAAGGAGAGUUUGUUAGGUAUAUUGAGAUGGUUUUAAUCUUUAUACACAUUUGAAGACAUUUUAUAUUCAGACUAGUAAAAUGCUGGAAACACUUGAGUAGCCAUCUUUUUCUUAUCAAGAGUAUUAGUUUGAUUGUUUAUAAACCUUUCAUUUUCUCAGGGUUGCCCUAAAAAUGUUUCCUUUCAUCUGCAUAAAUUAAAUAAUUUUGG
This is a messenger RNA of Euleptes europaea (tarantolino), 3758 nucleotides long. RefSeq names its product insulin degrading enzyme (gene IDE). The coding region runs from base 46 to 2982 and encodes 978 amino acids. Gene Ontology annotation, molecular function: metalloendopeptidase activity; metal ion binding. Gene Ontology annotation, cellular component: mitochondrion; peroxisomal matrix; cytosol. The record is from RefSeq and is a predicted model, not a curated record. Lineage: Eukaryota; Metazoa; Chordata; Lepidosauria; Squamata; Sphaerodactylidae. Gene Ontology annotation, biological process: peptide catabolic process. The transcript is spliced from 25 exons.